UCACAACAGAAAACCAUCUCUUCUAGAAGCUGCAUAGCGCAGCUCUUCUUUCUCCACUUCCUGGGUGGUGCUGAGAUCUUCCUGCUCAUAGCUAUGGCCUUUGACAGAUACGUGGCUAUCUGUAAGCCUCUUCAUUAUGCAACCUUAAUGAGGAAAAUGCUCUGUUGGGUCUUGGUGGGGACAGCAUGGGCUGGAGGAUUCACACAUUCAAUCAUCCAGGUUGCAUUUGUUGUUCAUCUUCCCUUCUGUGGCCCCAAUGAACUGGACAACUUCUUUUGUGAUGUUACACAAGUGAUUAAGUUAGCAUGUACCAACACUUACAUACUGGAGUUUAUCAUGUUUGUCAACAGUGGCCUAGUCGUCUUUAUAUGUUUCAUUCUUCUGCUGAUUUCCUACGGUGUCCUGCUAAUCCGUCUGAAAACAGGCCUCUCCAGAGGGAAGAGCAAAGCAGCAUCUACCUGCACCACCCACAUCAUUAUUGUCUUUGUUAUGUUUGGACCAGCUAUAUACAUCUACUGCCGGCCUUUCUGCAGCUUGCCCCUGGACAAGGUGGUGGCUGUGUUCCACACCAUGGUUUUUCCCCUCAUGAAUCCCAUGAUCUACACCCUGAGGAACAGAGAGAUCCUCAGUGCCAUGAAACGAUUGUUGCUGCAGCACUUUCUGGGGAGAGGGAAGUAG
Fulmarus glacialis (Northern fulmar) is the source of this 678-nucleotide messenger RNA. Its product is annotated as olfactory receptor 4N5-like. Gene Ontology annotation, cellular component: membrane. NCBI's taxonomy places the organism in Eukaryota, Metazoa, Chordata, Aves, Procellariiformes, Procellariidae. Gene Ontology annotation, biological process: G protein-coupled receptor signaling pathway. Gene Ontology annotation, molecular function: G protein-coupled receptor activity; olfactory receptor activity. The record is from RefSeq and is a predicted model, not a curated record. The transcript has a single exon. The annotation marks the transcript as partial.